Messenger RNA from Salvelinus fontinalis (brook trout), 2392 nucleotides. RefSeq names its product tumor necrosis factor receptor superfamily member 14-like. Bases 221 to 1012 code for a protein of 263 amino acids. Lineage: Eukaryota; Metazoa; Chordata; Actinopteri; Salmoniformes; Salmonidae. Gene Ontology annotation, molecular function: protein binding. The transcript has 10 exons. Gene Ontology annotation, cellular component: external side of plasma membrane. The record is from RefSeq and is a predicted model, not a curated record. Gene Ontology annotation, biological process: positive regulation of T cell migration; positive regulation of peptidyl-tyrosine phosphorylation; negative regulation of alpha-beta T cell proliferation.
UCACAACGUCUUUACGCAACAAAUCAACCUGCCUCUAGCAAUUUACCCUGAAAAUGAGUUCGCAACACUGACGCUGAUCGUAAAGUGAAAGUAAAAUUAAUCCAGGGCCCUACACUACUGGGAUCAAGGCUGCGGUCAGUUCAUCUCGAUACUUCAAACCUAAGAACUUCACAAAUCCAGUGUGUGGGUCUUCCAGUGAGUUGGAGAGGAAUGAGGAACCAUGGCACAGUUUGAAAGCUUCAUAUGGACUAUACCUGUUAUAUUGGUGCUUGAAAGCAUUGGAUCCUGUAUUGCAUGUGGUAGAGCCGAGUACAGAAUAGGGGAUGAAUGCUGCCCCAUGUGUUCACCAGGAAAUCAUGUACAUAAGCAUUGUACUGAAUUCACCAGCACCAGCUGUGUGCCCUGUGUUGAUUCUACAUUCCUUGAUGAGCCCAAUGGUCUCAUAAAAUGCAAAGUGUGUACCAACUGUGAUCCAGGUUUGGGUUUGAUGGUAAAGCAGUCAUGUAGACCUUCAUCAGACACUGUCUGUGGGACACUGGAGGGGUUCUACUGUCUAGACCCAACUAAGGAUGGUUGUAGAGCAGCCCAGAGACACAGCAGCUGUGAACCUGGUUUAUUCAUCAGCCACACAGGAACAACAUCUACAGAUACUGUGUGUUCUGACUGCCCCGGUAAAACUUAUUCAGAUGGAUCAUUAACAUCUUGUCAACAACACACAGAAUGUGAAUUCUUGGAAAUAAAACCAGGAACUCCUUGGUCGGAUUCAGAAUGUGGAGUAGCCUCACUUCCCAUAGUUGGAAUCAUAGCUGGUGUUCUCAUAUGUUUUUUUCUGAUAGCCACCAUAGCUGGUGUUUUUUUAUUUAUGAGAAAAAGAGAAAUGGAGAGAACAAGACAAAACUUAGACCCUCAAAUACAUACACAGGCAUCCCCAGAUCAGGAAAUACCAAUGCUGUCUGGGGGAAACGGAAACGAUUCAAGCCCCCGUCACAGUCAGGGACUCCACAUUCUGUAAUCUGUGGUCCACUGGCUGGCUGGUCCAGCCAUCGCUAGUGUAUCUUAACACUACAUGUUAAAUGUGAUAUUGUAGAAUCUGGUUGGUAUAAUAACAGGAUUCUACACCACAUUCAAUUGUAGUGUAAAGAAAUGAAACACAUUGAAACCCAACCUCCAGUAGGAAGAAUGUGACUUCUAGAUACCUGUUGGGAGAGGACCACUGUGCCUUUGUAUCAUAUGGGGAUGUUUGAAACUGUCCUCAGCCUGAACUGUCCCCACUUGGGUCACCGAAUAGCUAGCUUUUUGUGUGGGCGCCACUGGUAAGAUGCUUCAGAAGGGCAGAAACAUAUCAGCUUCUGCCUACAGCCUAUAAGUGAGAAACCUCUGCUCUACCUACAGCCUACAGACUGGUCUAAAAUGGAAAGGACCAUGUGAUGAGUAUAAAUUAGCUUCAACUUGCUAGGUAACAGCUUCGGGAGGUGAGAACCCUCUCCUCUUCCCAGGGGAAAGUCACAUGUGUUCAUAACUUCAGGACCACAACGUCUGUCAGCCCAGACUAUGGAACUUCAAAUGGGACUUGAUAAUAUCUUGAGACACAGAUUACUGGAAACUGGUGCAGGAUGCACUGGUCUAAUGUCCAUUGCUUGUGUUUCUUGGCCCAAGCAAGUCUCUUCUUAUUGGUGUCCUUUAGUAGUGGUUUCUUUGUAGAAAUUUGACCAUGAAGGCCUGAUUCACGUAGUCUCCUCUGAACAGUUGAUGUUGAGAUUUGUCUGUUACUUGAACUCUGAAGCAUUUAUUUGGGCUGCAGUUUCUGAGACUAGUAACUCUAAUGCACUUAUCCUCUGCAGCAGAGUUAACUCUGGAUCUUCCUUUCCUGUGUCGGUCCUCAUGAGAGCCAGCUUCAUCAUAGCGCUCUAUGGUUUUCGCGACUGCACUUGAAGAAACUUUCAAAAUGUUCUGUAUUGACCGAUCUUCAUAUUUUAAAGUAAUGAUGGACUGUGGUUUGGCUUUGGUUAUUUGAGCUGUUCUUGCCAUAAUAUGGACAUGGUAUUUUACCAAAUAGGGCUAUCUUCUGUAUACCACCCCUACCUUGUCACAACACAACUGAUUGGCUCAAACACAUUAAGGAAAUCAAUUCCACAAAUUAACAAGGCACACUCCAGGUGACUACUUCAUGAAGCUGGUUGAGAGAAUGCCAAGAGUGUGCAAAGCUGUCAUCAAGGCAAAGGGUGCCUACUUUGAAGAAUCUCAAAUAUAAACUAUAUUUGGAUUUGGACACUUUUUUGUUACUAUGUGAUUCCAUAUGUGUUAUUUCAUAGUUUUGAUGUCUUCACUAUUAUUGUACAAUGUAGAAAAUAGUAAAAAUAAAGAACCUCAUGAAUGAGUAGGUGUGUUCAAA